UCUCGUCUCUCUCUCCUGCAGCAAAGUCUGAUGUCUACCAUCAUCAACCUGGCCCAGAACUUCAUCGGCAGCAACAACAUCAACCUCCUCCAGCCCGGAGGACAGUUUGGGACUCGUCUUCACGGCGGCAAGGAUGCUGCUAGCCCCAGGUAUAUAUUCACCAUGUUGAGUCCCCUGGCUCGACUCCUGUUCCCAGUCACCGAUGAUCCACAACUCAACACCCUCAAAGAAGACAACCUCAAGAUAGAGCCAGAGUGGUACUGCCCCAUCAUACCCAUGGUCCUGUGCAAUGGCUGCGAUGGCAUCGGUACCGGUUACUCCACCUUUGUACCCAACUACAACCCUCGGGAAAUUGUAGAUAACCUUCGCAGACUCAUGAAUGGACUGGAGCCAAUGGAAAUGCAACCGUGGUACAAGAACUUCGCCGGGACCAUUGCCCACGUUGAACCCCAGAGGUACGUAGCCUACGGCAGUGUUGGUCGCCUCAGCCCCACCUCUGUGGAGAUCACGGAGCUGCCCAUCCGAACGUGGAUCCAGACCUACAAGGAGAAUGUUCUAGAACCAAUGCUCCACGGGACAGAGAAGACCCCGUCCUUCAUCACUGACUACAAGGAGUACCACACUGACACUACCGUCAGGUUUGUGGUCUACAUGACGGCAGAUAAGGUGGCCGAGUGCGAGCGCAUCGGCUUCCACAAGAAGUUCAAGUUGGAGACCUACCUCAACACCUCCAACCUGGUACUGUUUGACCACAAUGGCUGUCUCAAGAAGUACAACACAGUUAUGGAAGUUCUCCACGAGUUCUAUGAGGUUAGGUUUGCAUUGAUGGACAAUUCUACCAACCAGCCAUGUUUCUCAUAAUUAUUGUACGUAUGUGUGUUGUUGUAUGUGUGCAGGUGAGGCUGACCAUGUACCGCAAGAGGAAGGCCUACCUGGAGGGAAUGAUGGCUGCCGAGUCAGCAAAACUGGACAGCCAGGCUCGCUUCAUCAUGGAGAUCAUUGAAAAGAAACUUGUCAUCAGUAACAAGAAAAAGGCACUAGUUGUAAAGUUGCUCCAGUCUUCUGGGUACCCUAGUGAUCCAGUCAAGAAGUGGAAGAACUCUGUGAGUGACGACGUGGAGGAAGAAGAGGGGGAGGAGGGAGAGGGGGAGAGGGAGGGGGGUGGGAGUAUGGAGGACGGUGCUGACUACAACUACCUCCUGUCCAUGUCGCUGUGGUCUCUGACUCUGGAGAAGAAGGAGGAGAUUAUGAAGAAGAGGGAUGAAAAGGCUCAGGAGCUGAAGGUGUUGCAGGGAAAGACUCCGAAAGACCUGUGGAGUGAAGAUAUUGACAUGUUCAUGCAGGAGUUGGACAGGGUGGAGGAAGAGGAGAGAGCGGACGAGGCUGCAGGUGCCAGAAUCACCAAGAAGAAGAAGACCAAGGGCAAGCAGGGUGGUCGGCAGGCUAAGCUCGCUACCGACUCCGGAAACUCAUUCAAGGAAACCCGCCCUAGUCCAUUUGCAGAGCUCGUUGCGCCCGUCAUCCCCGAGUUUUCUACCGAGAGGAAAACGGCGGGGAAGGGUAGGGGCAGGGUCAAGUCUGAGCCCAAGACAUCGACUGGUGAAGUGUCUGGUGGUAACGAAAAAGAGGAUCCGAAGCAAAAGAAGUUGAAGUUUGAGAGUUCCGAUAAGACCAAGGAAGAGGGCGAGGGAGGUGGGAAAGCCAAGAAGGCACCGACCGAGAAACCCUCUCAGGCAAAGAAGAGAAAGGUGAAGGAAAUGGUGGACAGUUUCGUCAUUAGCUCCGAUUCGGAGGAGGAAGUGGAAGAGAGAGAGAUGGAGAAGAAGAGUUUGCAUGAGAGGAUUGAACUGAGGAAGACCAAGGUAGCAGAGUACAAGGAUAUUCUGUCGGGAGAGGAGAGUGUGGAGAGCGAGGCGAGUUGGAAGAGUGAGAGUGACGAUGGGGGCGCCCCUCCAAUAAAGAAAGCCAAGUUGGCUGCUGGUGGAUCAAAGACGGCAGUCCCGACUGGUGAAAGUGUGGAGAUUGACGAGGUCAGCAGUGAAACAACCGAGGCAGCAGAAGGGGCAAAGAGCAAGAAAACAGCCCCAAAACCGGACAGAGGGGCAGGUGUGAAAGGGAAAGGCAAAAAGGAGUCAGCAGCUUCAAAGUCCACGGCAGCCAAGCUCACUGCCAAACCAGCAGCAAAGCCGAGUAAGGCUGGAGCUCGUAAAGCGACCAGCAGCAGUUCUGGGAGCGGUAGUGGGGAGAAGAAGAAGCAAGGGAAAGUGACACUCGCGAAGAAACGUGUGGUGUCGCAUGACUUUGUGAGCGACGAAGAGUCUGACUACAGCAUCGAGUCUGGGUCAGGGAGCGACUCGCUGGCUCUUCCGUCCAAGAAGGCGGCAACUGAGGCUGCAAAGUGUCGGCCACGGAGAGGACAGAGGGUCAAGUAUAACGUCAUUUCUGACUCUGAUGACAGUGACUUUAUGGCCUGAAACUCCACUCGCUGGCUUACAUUGCUUUUCCAUUAUGUAUCAUAAUCACACGCACCUUGUGUUUCACUGCUAUACUAUCAUCAUCAUCAUCACAAUAAUAUAUACCUGCCAUUAUAGCAUGUAUUGUAUAAUAUUGGUGGUGAGCAAAGUGAGCCUACUAUGCGUACAGCAGUUCAUCACUCCAAUUGUCAUGUGAGCAGAGCAAGGUCCAACUUGAGGUAGCAUACACCUAUACGUACAUGGUGUGUUUCCUGACAGACAAAUCUUCAUUCAACUUCAAUAUAUGGGAGA
Molecule: messenger RNA, 2765 nt
Organism: Geodia barretti
Lineage: Eukaryota; Metazoa; Porifera; Demospongiae; Tetractinellida; Geodiidae
Source: the annotation of a GenBank genome assembly